This is a messenger RNA of Effrenium voratum, 1602 nucleotides long. The record is from the annotation of a GenBank genome assembly. NCBI's taxonomy places the organism in Eukaryota, Dinophyceae, Suessiales, Symbiodiniaceae.
AUGCGCUUCUGCCUCCUAUUGCCGCUGUUGGCGGCUGCUUUGGAGCACGAGUUGGUGGCCGAUGACGAAUGCACACAAGGCUCCUGUGCGCUGAAUGCCCUUCAGAUGCAGCAGCGGCAGUUGGUCGAGAGCUGCCAAAACAAUACCCAGUGUGACAGCAACCGCACCUGCGUCUUCAAACAGGACAAGUCCUGGAGUCAGUGUGUGCCUUUGGACGACGAGACUUUCCAGAAGGAGUGCCGCUACUGGGACAGGGGCCUCCGCCUUUCUGCGAUCAACGCCACAAAGAUGACCUGCAACACCAUCAAGUGCGCGUUUGACCAGGACUGCGAACUGGGCAACGUUUGUGUCUCCAAGCCGGACGGGAGCUGGGCGCAGUGUGUGCCCUUGAAGAAGGAGGACUUCCAGAAGCAAUGCGUGGGCUGGGAGGACGACUUUCGCCUCGCCAGCAUCAAGGCCACGCACUGGAACUGCCCCAACACCAGAUGUUACUCGCAGGACUGGUGCGUGAGCGGUGCCAGAUGUGCCCAACAAGAGGACGCCGAGUGGGGCCAGUGCAUCAUGUGCCACACCAAAAGCUUUCAGACCAACUGCUUCUCCUGGCGUUCCAGCUUCAUCGCGGCAGCGGAGAAGGCAUGCCACCGGGAGUGUUUGUUCGACGAGGCCUUCGAGGAUGAUGAGUCCGAAGUAGAUGGCGAGAGGUCCGGAGUUUGCCUCAAAAUGUUCAGCCCCGCCUGUUCGGCAGCGAUCUUCCUGGGGAGCAACGACCUGCUGUGCAUCGCCGACCAGCCGGUCAAGAGUUUUUCCCUGCGCCGGGCGGGGAUCUCACGAGGUGCAGCCCCAAAUGAGAUCGGGUUCCGCCUCACCUUUGCGCAGAGUGGGCGCGUCGGAGAUCCGCGUUUGCUCACCUCGGCGGCCACGAAGUUCGACUACAUCAGGACGCCCAGCUUCCAGCGCUUGAGCCCGAGCUUCGGACCCCCGCGGCUGCCUGUGCGGGUGCAGGGGCGCAACUUCCCCAUUGGCGUCCCAAAGGUGUCGGUGCGAUGCUUCUGGUCCUUGACCAGAGAUGUCACUGUGGGUACCCUGAUCUCAGGCAGUGAGUUGACGUGCCCGAGCCCUUCAGAGCUGCCCAUCAUUCAGCUGACGGGGCGGACGGGGUCAGUGGACCACCUCUCGAGCGUCUCCUUUGACGGCGGCAGGAACUUCCACCCGGUGGCCGCAGCCGGCUUGGCCUUCACCAUCCUGCACCGUGGCACUGCGCCGCUCGCUGAGCGCCUCGCGCCCACCUACGCGCGGGUGGGACGAGGCGAUACCAUCUCCAUCUUCGGCGGGGACUUCAUGCCGAUACAGCGGCUCGCGCCCAGCUUCGGCUACUGCACCUUCUCCUGGAACGUGACCUACCCCACGGACCUCAGCAACGACACCGGUGUGCGAGCAUCUACCGCUGUCUACGUGUCUGGGCGCGAGGUCCGCUGCCAGGUUCCCUUGGACUUGCCGCCGGCCACCCACGCCGUGCAGCUCUUCUUCACCCAGGGCCGCUACACCCUCGAGGCGCGCUACGGCGCCAACGUGACCUCGCUUGACCUUAUAGCGCCGGCCUAA